GGGGCUUUGGAGGUCCAUGACUUCUCCUGGGACUUUGGAGAUCUGGGACUUCUGGGGCUUCAGAGGUCUGUGAUUUCUUCUGGGACUUCGGAGGUCUGGGACUUCUGGGGUUUUAGAGGUCUGGGACUUUGGAGGUCUGUGAUUUCUUCUGGGACUUUGAAGGUCUAUGGCUUCUCAUGGGGCUUUGGGGUGCAUGACUCCUACUGAGAUUUUGGAGGUCUGUGACUUCUAGGAUUUUGAAGUUCUGGGACUUUGGAGGUCUGUGACUUGUCCUGGGGCUUUGGAAGUCCAUGACUUCUGGUCUUUUGGAGGGGUGUGACUUCUACUGGGAUUUCGGAGGUCUGACUUCUUCUGGGGCUUUGGGGGUCUAUGACUUCUGCUGGGAUUUUGGAGGUCUGUGAUUUCUCCUAGGAUUUUUGAAGCUCUGGGGCUAUUGGAGGGCCAUGACUUCUGCAGGGAUUUUGCAGGUCCGUGAUUUCUCCGUUGGGGGUGGGGGUGUGGGUACCUGUAAAUUAUUCCCAGUGCAGAAGGAGUGGGGGGCAGCCGGGUCGGACCUGGCAGCACCGGCACUGCUCCGCCGCCCUCCCGCUUUUCCGGGGAGGCGCGGGGCCCGAGCAGCCGUUCCGUUCCGUGCGGUUCCGUGCCGUUCCGUGCCGAGCCGCACGGGGAGGUGCUGGGCCCCGCGUCCCCGCCCCUCGCCGCCGCCCGCCCGGCCGGCGCUGGGAGCGCGGAGCGGGGGCUCCAAGAUGGCUUUGGCCGGGCUGUGCGCUCUGCUCGCCGGCUGCUGCCUGGCAGCGGGUAGCGGCCCCGCCGAGGCGGCGGGGGAGGCGGCGGCCAAGGAGCUGGAGUGUAAACUGAAGAGCAUCACGGUGUCGGCGCUGCCCUUCCUGCGGGAGAACGACCUCAGCAUCAUGCACGGCCCUUCGGCGGCCGAGCCCAAGCUGCUUUUCUCCGUGCGCAACGAUUUCCCCGGCGAAAUGGUGGUGGUGGAUGAUCUGGAGAAUACGGAGCUGCCUUACUUCGUGCUGGGUGAGCCUCCCGGUGGGCCUGCGAGCAGCGAGAUCUCGGGCAACACAGACGACAUCCCACUGGUGCGCUGGCGGCAGCAGUGGCUGGAGAAUGGCACGUUGCUCUUCCACAUCCACCACCAAGAUGGGGCCCCCAACCUGCCUGGCUUCGACCCCACGGAUGAGCCCCAGCCCGAGUCGGCGGAGGAGGAGCUGCGGAUCCUCCACAUCUCUGUCAUGGGAGGGAUGAUCGCCCUUCUGCUCUCCAUCCUCUGCCUGGUCAUGAUCCUCUACACCCGCCGGCGCUGGUGCAAGCGGCGCCGGGUACCGCAGCCCCAAAAAAGCGCCAGUGCCGAGGCAGCCAAUGAGAUCCACUACAUCCCCUCGGUGCUGAUUGGGGGCCACGGGCGGGAGAGCCUGCGCAACGCCCGUGUCCAGGGCCACAACUCCAGCGGGACCCUCAGCAUCCGUGAGACCCCCAUCCUGGAUGGCUACGAGUACGACAUCACCGACCUGCGGCAUCACCUCCAGCGUGAGUGCAUGAAUGGUGGGGAGGACUUCGCCAGCCAGGUCACCCGCACCCUGGACUCCCUGCAGGGCUGCAAUGAGAAGGCCAGCAUGGACCUCACGCCAGGGAGUGAUAACGCCAAGGUGUCCCUGAUGAACAAGUACAAGGACAACAUCAUUGCCACCAGUCCCGUGGACUCCAAUCACCAGCAGGCCACCCUGCUGUCCCACACCUCCAGCAGCCAGCGCAAGCGCAUCAACAACAAGGCACGAGCCGGCUCAGCAUUUCUCAACCCUGAAGGGGACUCAGGAACGGAGGCGGACACCGAUCCUCAGCUCACCUUCUACACGGACCCGUCUCGGAGCCGCAGGCGCAGCCGAGUGGGGUCCCCCCGGAGCCCCGUCAACAAGACGACGCUGACCCUCAUUAGUGUGACGAGCUGUGUCAUCAGCCUGGUGUGUUCCUCCCACAUGAACUGCCCUCUUGUCGUCAAGAUCACCCUCCACGUCCCCGAGCACCUCAUUGCUGAUGGGAGCCGGUUCAUCCUGCUGGAGGGGAGCCAGCUGGAUGCCAGCGACUGGCUGAACCCGGCGCAGGUCGUCCUCUUCUCUCAGCAAAACUCCAGCGGGCCCUGGGCCCUGGACCUCUGUGCCCGGCGCCUCCUUGACCCCUGUGAGCACCAGUGCGACCCUGAGACUGGUGAGUGUCUCUGCUAUGAAGGUUACAUGAAGGACCCCGUGCAUAAGCAUCUCUGCAUCCGGAACGAGUGGGGAACAAACCAGGGGCCUUGGCCAUACACCAUCUUCCAGCGCGGCUUCGACUUGGUGCUGGGUGAGCAGCCAUCUGACAAGAUUUUUCGAUUCACCUAUACCCUGGGGGAAGGCAUGUGGCUUCCACUGAGCAAGAGCUUUGUCAUCCCGCCAGCCGAGCUGGCCAUCAACCCCUCAGCCAAGUGCAAGACCGACAUGACAGUGAUGGAGGAUGCGGUGGAGGUCAGGGAAGAGCUGAUGACCUCCUCCUCCUUCGACAGCCUGGAGGUUCUCCUCGACUCUUUUGGCCCCGUCCGCGACUGCUCCCGGGACAACGGGGGCUGCAGCAAGAACUUCCGCUGCAUCUCAGACCGCAAGCUGGACUCGACGGGCUGUGUGUGCCCGACGGGACUGAGCCCCAUGAAGGAUGGCACCGGCUGCUAUGACCGUCAUGUCGGUGUGGACUGCUCAGAUGGCUUCAAUGGGGGCUGCGAGCAGCUGUGCCUGCAGCAGAUGGUUCCCCUGCCUGAGGAGCCCCUGCUCUACAACAUCCUUAUGUUCUGCGGGUGCAUCGAGGACUACAAGCUGGGCACGGAUGGGCGGUCAUGCCAGCUCAUCUCAGAGUCAUGUCCUGAAGCGGGGGACUGCGGUGAGCCCCGUGAGAUGCCCAUGAACCAGACGCUCUUUGGGGAGAUCUUCUAUGGCUACAACAACCACUCCAAGGAGGUGGCCCCAGGGCAGGUGCUCAAAGGGACAUUCAGGCAGAACAACUUUGCCCGGGGCCUGGAGCAGCAGCUGCCAGAUGGGCUGGUGGUGGCCACGGUGCCCCUGGAGAACCAGUGCCAAGAGGAGCUCUCCGACCCCACACCCGACCCCGAGUUCCUCACAGGGAUGGUGAACUUCAGCGAGGUGUCUGGGUACCCAAUCCUGCAGCACUGGAAGGUGCAGUCUGUCAUGUACCACGUCCGGCUCAACCAGUUGACCAUCUCCCAGUCCUUCAGCAACGCGCUCCAUUCUCUGGAUGGGGCCACCUCCCGUGGAGAUUUCGUGGCACUGCUGGACCAGUUUGGCAACCACUACAUCCAAGAGGCAGUGUAUGGCUUUGAGGAGUCCUGUUCUAUCUGGUAUCCCAACAGGCAGGUCCAGCGGCAGCUCUGGCUGGAGUAUGAGGACAUCAGCAAAGGUAACUCCCCCUCGGACGAGUCGGAGGAGCGGGAGCGGGACCCUAAGGUGCUGACCUUCCCCGAGUAUAUCGCCAGUCUCUCCGAGUCGGGCACCAAGCGCAUGGCGGCCGGCGUGCGGAUGGAGUGCCAGAGCCGCGGGCGCUGUCCUUCCUCCUGCCCCCUCUGCCACGUCACCUCCAGUCACGACGUGCCAGCUGAGCCCAUCCUGUUGGAGGUCACCAAAGCUGCCCCCAUCUAUGAGCUGGUCACCAACAACCAGACCCAGCGGCUCUUGCAGGAGGCCACCAUGAGCUCGCUGUGGUGCUCGGGAAGUGGAGACGUCAUCGAGGACUGGUGCCGCUGCGACUCAAGUGCCUUUGGGGCUGAUGGGCUGCCCACCUGUGCACCUCUCCCCCACCCCAUCCUGCGGCUCUCCACUGUUCAUGAGCCCAGCAGCACGCUGGUGGUGCUGGAGUGGGGGCACUCAGAACCCCCCAUUGGAGUGCAGAUCGUCGACUACCUCCUCCGGCAAGAGAAAGUCACCGACAGGAUGGACCACUCCAAGGUGGAGACUGAGACGGUGCUGAGCUUUGUGGAUGACAUCAUCUCUGGAGCCAAGUCACCCUGUGCCAUGCCAGCCCAAGUGCCCGACAGACUCUCCUCCACCAUCUCCCUCAUCGUUCGCUGCCUGGAGCCUGACACCACCUACAUGUUCACGCUGUGGGGAGUUGAUAACACAGGAAGACGCUCCAGGUCCAGUGAUGUGACAGUCAAGACCCCCUGUCCCGUGGUAGAUGAUGUGAAAGCUCAAGAAAUAGCAGACAAGAUCUACAACCUCUUCAAUGGCUACACAAGUGGCAAGGAGCAGCAAACAGCCUACAACACUCUACUGGACCUGGGUUCCCCCAGCCUGCACCGAGUCCUUUACCACUACAACCAGCACUAUGAGAGCUUUGGGGAAUUCACCUGGCGCUGUGAAGAUGAGCUUGGACCCAGGAAAGCCGGCCUCAUCCUCUCGCAGCUGAGCGACCUCAGCAGCUGGUGCAACGGCCUCCUGCAAGAGCCCAAGAUCAGCCUCCAGCGCUCAUCCCUCAAGUACCUGGCCUGCCGCUACAGCGAGAUCAAGCCCUAUGGGCUCGACUGGUCGGAGCUCAGCCGCGACCUCAAGAAGACAUGCGAGGAGCAGACACUGAGCGUCCUUUACAAUGACUAUGGAGACAAGGACUACUGAGGGUUGGGAGCACCCGCUCUCACGCUGGCCUUCCCACGGGCAUUUGUGAGGGUUUUAUACACGGGCUCAUGGGGGGAAAAGGUGUCGCUGAUGUUUCUGGAGGCAAAAAUUUGGACUGGGAAGCGAAAUCGGCUGCUCUGUGCAGGACUGACUCAGUAUUAGUAUCUUCUUCGACUUGGCCAAAAGCCUUUCUAGUUAGAAGUCUCGUGGGACCCAGUUUUCUUGGUUUUGUUUUAUUCAUUUUGCCAAGAGGUUCCUCAGCAUUGGUGGAGAGGGCAGGUUGGGAGGACACAACCCUCUCUGCCUGCCCCGUCCCUGCCCCAGGUGUGGGGACCAUCCCCAAGGGUGGGGGACGCUGGUUGAUGGAGAAACAGAGUGGCACAGCCAUGAAGGGAGAGGACGUGAUGCAGGGUUGUGAAAACGGAGACAGGGCACGCAGAGCAGGUUGAGAUUCUAAUGGUUAUGGCUAAGAAAAAAACAACCACCAGGCAGCCAAGAGGGUUGGGGUUUUUUUUUGGAAUUGUAAAGUAUGAGGUCUGGAUGAGACCAGGCCAAGCAAUGGUGCCGUUGCAGGGCAGGGCUGGGGCAUCUUCAACUGGGGCAAAGAGAGAGGGACAUUGGUGACCCCAUCUCCUCAGACUGUUCUGUGAUGGUCAAAGCCCAUGUUUGUUCCAAGAUGCAGAGUCCUCCAGAGCAAAGACAGCUUUGCCCUGGGGCCCUGUGGCAAGCUGGACGUUGUGAUCUUUCUUCUUGCGAGAUCAAAUUCUUAGGAACUCAAAAAUCCCUUCCAUUUUUUAAAUUAUUUUUUUUUCAACCACAAUAAUAAAGACGUUGAAGCAAUUUCAAUCUACUGCUCAGGAGAGCCGCAGCCAAGAUGGCAGCACCCAGACAGCACAGCCACCCUGGAGCCAUGGAUGUGCGUGGCAAGGGGCGCGGGGUGCAGUGCACCCCAACAUGGUGGUGCAGGAUAGUCCCAGAGGUCCCGGUCCCACAGAGGUCUUGGUGACAUGGUGUGAUGGGCAGCGAUGGGGGUGUCGCUUGCCCAUGUUCAGGCUCACAUCUGCAGCGCUCACCGCUGGCUGUUUUUUUUUUGUUUGUUUCAAUUAGAAGACUGGGGUUGUCCUGGGACACUGUGCUCAGUUCAGAGCAAGCUGUUCUCCAGAACCCUGUUACUGCCGAUGGUGUUGGAAGCAGCAAACAGCUUCCUUUAUAGCUUCAGCUUUCAGCCUGGUUUGCAGAGGAGGCAUCUCCGGACUUGCCAGCUGUGCACCUUUGAUCUGGACAAGCUGAGAGCUCUACAGUGGGAUUUUUACGAUGCUCCUUCAGAACAAAAUUUCCUUUUCAUUUUUUUUUUUGUUUUUCAGUCUUGGCAGGAGCAAUCUUCAGCCUGUCUGUUGUGAUUUUCUGCCUCAUUUCUCCUGCUACCUGCCAAGGACAUGGCUUGAAGAUUCGCGUGGUGCUGAGAGAGAGGUGGCUGUGAUCCACAGCCUGUCACAGCUGACCAUGCCGCAUCACAGCAUCUGCUCAACAGCAGCUCAGCAUCUUCCUGCAGGACCAGGCAGAGCUUUGCUUUUCCCUUUUUGUGGGCAGACCUCUCCUCCAGGGCCUGGACCAGGGAGCUGGUGGGAGCAGCCACCAGCAGUUGGGAUUACCUGGGCGUCCCAGCGUAAUUUCUGUAAGGAAUGUGUCUGGUAGGGGUCUUGAGGCAAACACAUGCUCUUUACAAGAAGGAAGUCUGCUGGAUCCUUUUGGCUUUUUCUUACAUGUUUCUCCUUAUAUUUUGAUGUGCCUGAUGCUGCCAAGGGCUUGGGGCUGAGAGCAUGACUGGCGCCAUCUUCAUGUGCAGGUGAUCUACACUGAGCCCUCACUCCUUUUUCUUUCAGCCACCGACAAUCUUGGCCAAGACACUUUGGUUUAUCCUCUUGUUUCUCCUGAAACAACUUUUAACUUCCAUCCAGGCAGCCGUCCAGGGAUGAGCAGGGGACACCUCCACUUGACGCCUCAGAGAGAUGCUUGAACGACGGCUGUGCUGGCCCAGACACAAGUUGGUUGCUCGCCAAGUCAUCCCGCUUACGUGGCCUUUCUACGAAAUGCAGACUGUUUUCCUUUGGGGAGCAGACUCUUUUAUUGCUCUCCUGGUGCAGGAGCAGGGAUGGGAGCGGUGCAGGCUGCCAGCCGCUCACUGCAACGCUGCCAGGAAAACCCUGGAUGCCCCACGCGUUCACACCUGCCUAAGGUUCCUUCUUCAUCCAGUCCCAAGAUUUGCACUGGGGCUCUGCACAUAUUUCCGUUCCGCUUCAAAGCCCUUGCGUGGUCAACCAAAACCCUGCAGUAUCAUCAGCUUCGCUGGGCUGGACUCUGCUCCCUCGGCCUCAGAUUCGCCAUGGACUGGGAGAUGGACCACCCUAAAGGUCAAGGGGAAAGCCACCAUUCAAGGUCCUUCAGCAGCACUUUUGGACAGUUAGAUGGGACUCAGAGUCCCCAUCCUGUGAUGGACUGCUCGGUCUGCUGGUGGGGCUGUGUUUUGCCUGGUUGACCACCUCAAUGUCAUUGCACCCACUGUGCUGGCAGGUCCUGCUGAUGUGGCACAUUCAUAGGGGCCUUUUUCAUGAUGUUCCUGGCUUUGUGAAGGCUUCCUUCUUGGUUUCCUCCCUCUGGCUUUGCAACUCAGAAUUUUGCCCAAACUUGGAUUUUUCUUCCCCAAAUCCCUCAAUUAAGACAUGAGCCCAGCUCAGCAGCCUGCCAUGGGGUCCCAGACCCAACGGGGAGGUGAGGGCUGCAGACCUGGCCUUGGUGGGAUGCGUUACCUGGGGCUUGCUCAUGCAAAACAGCCCCGAGAUGUGCCCAUCCCUGCAGAGCUGCCACAAUCCACGUCUGUCCUACUGUUGGGUCUGCACAGUAUUUUCUCUCUUGGACUCCUGGUUCUUCCCUUGUUUUAUUUCUGAAUUAAUUGAUGAACCUCUGGGUCGUUAUAAUUUUUUUUGCUGCACCCGUACCUCUGUAAUAGCAUUACUACCCUUUACUUGUUGUGGAGUUAUUUAACAUAUAAAGAUGGUUUGGUCCUUUUCUUUACAAAGAUGGCUACAAUUCCUGUUCCUUGAUGUUCUAUUAAAACUCUAAUGUGACGUUUUACUACUGUAGAUUGAAAGUAGGGUGCUUUAGGGUGAGAUAGCCAUACGGCAAGAAACACAACCCCCUUCUGGAUUACUUUAAAAAAAAAAGGUUUUAAACAAUAACAACAACAACAACAACUAAAUCAUUGUAACACUAUGUAAAACUCCAGAUAAUAAUUUAACUGACUAUUAAAUGGAGCUGUUGGUAA
Molecule: messenger RNA, 7980 nt
Organism: Columba livia (rock pigeon)
Lineage: Eukaryota; Metazoa; Chordata; Aves; Columbiformes; Columbidae
Gene: ASTN1
Product: astrotactin 1
Exons: 23
Coding region: 444-4658 (1404 amino acids)
Biological process (GO): neuron cell-cell adhesion; neuron migration
Cellular component (GO): endosome; membrane
Molecular function (GO): protein binding
Source: RefSeq, a predicted model, not a curated record